AUGAUUCUCUCCAUGGAAGUCGCCAGCGGGAUGGAGAGUUUUGACCCCAUUAUUGACGAACGUCUGUUCUUGGGCAAUCUCACUGCAGCGGAAUCACCCCGAACCAUGGCACGACUGGGCAUAACCCACAUUGUUUCUGUUUGCCCUGAUCUUGUCCAAGCUGCCGCCCCGAUAAAUCACCUAGUUAUUCCCAUCGAAGACAACGACGAGUCCAACAUACUGCAAUACUUGACCAAUACUUGCGCAUUCAUCCAUGCCGCAAUUCGCAGUGGUGGCAAGGUCUUUCUUCACUGUGUCAUGGGUAUUUCCCGAAGCGCAACUGUUGUUUGUGCCUAUCUCAUGUUUGCUCGCCGCAUCAGCGCCGCGGGAGCCAUCGAAUUCCUUCGAAAGUGUCGGCCUAAAUCUCGUCCUAAUUAUAACUUCACCCGUCAGUUGCUCGUUUUCUCGGCUUGCGAGUAUCAAGUCGCAUCAAACAAAGCGCCUUAUCGUCUCUGGUUGCAACGCCAGACUUUCGACAUAGCAAAUGGAAUCCGUGUUGUCGACGCUAUGCGCAUAACCGACGGCUUGUUUCUCAGUUUCAAUUUGCCUUCGAGGCUCGAACAAUCAUCUAUCCUAUUGGACCAUCUGGGAAUCACCCACAUCGUUUCUAUUAACCCAGAUCAAGUAACCAGCUCGCCGAACCCAGCCGCGCUUUGCUCAAGCCGUGUGCACAAACACUUUAUUGCCCCGUACACAUCCAAAGAGGCCCUUCUUUUAUCUCUCCCUCUACUGUGCAAGUUUAUCGAGACAGCACUACAAUCCCCCUCCUCGCGCGUUAUUUUGCACUCAAUGGACGAAACACGCGCCGGUCUUGCCCUUUGCGCCUAUGCAAUGUUCUCGCUCAAAGUUGGGGCUCUAGAGGCCCUUGCUCUCCUACAGGAUUGUGUGCCAUCCUUCGAAACUGAACCAUCCUUCCUUCACCAGAUCGAGCUUUUUGCUUCCUGCCAGCACAUACCAACCUCUAGGCACCCUUUGGUACGGGCCUGGGUUUCAGGGAAGCCUCGUAGCGUUGUCGACGUCGGUACCGUCUCGACGCCUCCGAAAUUCACAAAAACUCAUCCACCCUUGAUCCCAUCAAUGAGUGUUGGUGCUUGA
Messenger RNA from Mycena indigotica, 1134 nucleotides. Its product is annotated as Phosphatases II. The record is from RefSeq and is a predicted model, not a curated record. NCBI's taxonomy places the organism in Eukaryota, Fungi, Basidiomycota, Agaricomycetes, Agaricales, Mycenaceae. The coding region runs from base 1 to 1134 and encodes 377 amino acids. Gene Ontology annotation, molecular function: protein tyrosine/serine/threonine phosphatase activity. Gene Ontology annotation, biological process: protein dephosphorylation. The transcript has 7 exons.